AUGGCAGACGAUUCACGGGAACCGAUAAAACCUACCCAAUCGCCGGAUACCACUGAGCAAUUAUCCGAGCUUCCGCCUAAAUCAAAGCCAAAGUAUGAGCUUCCGAAGUCGCAAGUCGGGAAAUUAUGGGAGGCCUUCGGCAACCCGGAGGACCAGGUGAACAUGCUACCCACAGCGCACGGGAAAAAAGCAAACGAUAUUUCGGUUACGGAAGCUAUGAAAUCGUUACCUCUGAAUAGCGCAACCUCAUUCUACAAAGCACCGUGCGCGCGCGAUUCUCUUCUUCUUGGAAUUGGUGCUGGCUUCGGUGUGGGCGGGGUGAGGGGUGUUUUGGGAGGUAUGCGAUCUAUCUGGUCCGCAUGUAAUUGGGCUGUUGGCGUCUUCGCUAUUACGUCUCUCGCAGCACAUGAAUUCUGCCAGCGACGUCGGAUACAAGAAUUGGAUGGAAUGAAACAAGCUGUGGAAAUGAUGAAGGAGUUGAAAAUUAAGAAGCAACGAGAGAAGGAAGAAAAGGCUGCGGAGGCCGCUCGUCUAGCCGAGGAGGAACGGAAACGCAAGAGCUGGACCAAUCUAGCAAACUACAAGUUCUGGUAG
Aspergillus nidulans FGSC A4 is the source of this 594-nucleotide messenger RNA. RefSeq lists its product as uncharacterized. Bases 1 to 594 code for a protein of 197 amino acids. NCBI's taxonomy places the organism in Eukaryota, Fungi, Ascomycota, Eurotiomycetes, Eurotiales, Aspergillaceae. The record is from RefSeq and is a predicted model, not a curated record. Gene Ontology annotation, cellular component: mitochondrial inner membrane; mitochondrion. The transcript is spliced from 2 exons. Gene Ontology annotation, biological process: mitochondrial respiratory chain complex IV assembly.